CUGCCACUGUGGUUUUUUGGCUUUGACACUUCACUGCCUCACUAACAACAAUAGAAGAAUCUCAAAAAUAUUGCUCUCGAAAAAUAAAAAUAAUAUUACGGAAAAUGAACCUUUUAGACCUGCCACAGACAGUUCUUCUGGAUAUUUUCGAAUGGCUGCCCUACGAUGAGGUGGCCAAGAAGCGAGAAGUUUGCACCAGAUUUAAUUAUGUUGGACAACAAGUACUGAACACAGGAUUCAACAAGAUAAUCCUGGAGCAUGCCAAGAACUUUAAACGGAUCAAAUCCAUGCUGCCACGCCGGGAAUCCGAGCGCAGAAACCACGUCCUGGCCCGCCACUCCGACAUACUUACCUCCAUAGAGACACGCAUCUCGAUGCUCACGAUGACGUACUCCAAGUUUAUUGACCUGAACAUCUGCUGUUUUAUUCCGGGACGUGUUCUAGACGAGAUCAGCAGUAUUCUCCGCCUGCUCAGUACCUCCACCAAGCAGCUACGUCCGCACGAAGUGUUGCAGGAACUGCGCGACAUCUCCUCCAUGGCCAUCGAGCACUUUGAUGAGAAAAUUGCCGUAAACUUCAAGCUGGAGCACCGCAAACAACUAGCAGAGUCCUCGGCGACGGGCGCAAGGCUCGUCGUCUGCGGCACACUGGGUGAUAUCAGCUUUAGCGGCGUCAAGCGCAACGGCGUGAACCGCCCUGGGGAUCAUGCCAUUGUCCAGCAGGCCAUCGUCCAACUGGCAGCUCCCCUCGCCGCCAACAACCAGCAUCAACAGAAUGCGCCCAACAAGGAGCGACUUAACAAACACCUGCACCGACAGCUUCAAGUACAGAGGACUCUUUCGAUGAAAGUUCGCGGCCUAGAGGCGGCGCGAAAGGCGCAAGAUCGACGCCUGCAGGAGGCCCUGGGCAGCAUAACAGAGCUGACAACCCAGGUGUCCGAGCUGAAGCGUCAGCUGGAGGACGUGGUGACCAACCUGCCGAGUGGAGCUGUGAAGCGGCAGGCGGUCGCGAGUGCCGAUUGCCUGGCACCCUCGCUGAAGAAACCCAAGGUCUAGCCUAGGUUUUUUUGUAGUAUACGCAUGUAGCAUAAUGUAUGACUUCUCGAACCAUUUCUGAAAUUCGCCCAUCCUUAUUUUUAAGAACUUGAACUGUAAGCAUUAACUAGCCACGGUGCAGCUUCGAUAUAUCGCGUUAAGAUUUAUUGUUGCACUUGUUACUUAAAUAAUGUAUUACUAAUAUAUAUCUGUAUAUAUAUAAAUACAUUGAACAUAUAGUGAAA
Molecule: messenger RNA, 1279 nt
Organism: Drosophila ananassae
Lineage: Eukaryota; Metazoa; Arthropoda; Insecta; Diptera; Drosophilidae
Gene: pall
Product: F-box only protein 28
Exons: 3
Coding region: 105-1055 (316 amino acids)
Biological process (GO): protein polyubiquitination
Molecular function (GO): protein binding
Source: RefSeq, a predicted model, not a curated record